Xyrauchen texanus (razorback sucker) is the source of this 1281-nucleotide messenger RNA. RefSeq names its product replication factor C subunit 5-like. NCBI's taxonomy places the organism in Eukaryota, Metazoa, Chordata, Actinopteri, Cypriniformes, Catostomidae. Gene Ontology annotation, biological process: DNA repair; DNA-templated DNA replication. The transcript is spliced from 11 exons. The coding region runs from base 78 to 1082 and encodes 334 amino acids. Gene Ontology annotation, cellular component: nucleus; DNA replication factor C complex. Gene Ontology annotation, molecular function: ATP binding; ATP hydrolysis activity; DNA binding. The record is from RefSeq and is a predicted model, not a curated record.
GCGGAAAUCUUUGUGCAGUCAGAAAAACGCGCCAAAGAGGAUCGUGUGACUGAUUGAACACAACAUAAUACAAGAGAAUGGCAUCAACAACUAAAACACAACUUCAGGCAAGAAAUUUGCCAUGGGUUGAGAAGUACAGACCACAGACAUUAGAUGAUCUCAUCUCUCACCAAGACAUCCUGAGCACAAUCCAGAAGUUCAUUAAUGAAGACAGGUUGCCUCAUAUGCUCUUCUAUGGGCCUCCAGGAACAGGGAAGACCUCGACUAUACUAGCAUGUGCUAAACAGCUCUACAAAGAUAAAGAGUUCAACUCCAUGGUCCUGGAGUUGAACGCUUCAGAUGACCGUGGUAUAGACGUGGUGAGGGGACCCAUCCUCAGCUUUGCCAGUACACGAACCAUCUUCAAGAAGGGCUUUAAGUUGGUAAUCCUGGAUGAGGCGGACGCUAUGACCCAGGAUGCUCAAAAUGCUUUAAGGAGAGUCAUUGAGAAGUUCACAGAAAACACCCGAUUCUGUCUGAUCUGUAACUACCUCUCUAAGAUUAUUCCUGCGCUGCAGUCCCGAUGCACGCGGUUUCGUUUUGGGCCUCUCUCUCAGAGCCAGAUGAUUCCCAGACUAGAGCAUGUCAUACAGCAGGAGAGCAUUGACAUCACUCCAGAUGGCAUGAGGGCCAUUGUGACCCUCUCAAUGGGAGACAUGAGACGAUCACUAAACAUUUUACAGAGCACCCAUAUGGCCUAUGGGAAGGUGUCAGAGGAGACCGUCUACACCUGUACUGGACAUCCUCUCAGAUCAGACAUAGCCAACAUAUUGGACUGGGCUCUCAAUAAAGACUUCACCACUGCAUAUAACCAAAUUCUGCAGCUCAAAACUCUGAAAGGUCUGGCACUUCAUGAUAUUUUAACAGAAGUCCAUCUUCUCGUACACCGCGUGGACUUUCCACCCUCCAUACGUAUGGGCUUGCUUAUAAAACUUGCAGAUAUUGAGUAUCGUCUGUCCUCUGGAACCAAUGAGAAGAUCCAGCUGAGCUCAAUGGUCGCUGCUUUUCAGGCAGUUAGAGACAUAGUAGUCAGUGAUGGGUAGACCAGUAGUUGCCACAUUUAAAGGUGUCCCAUGGAUCAAUGAUGUCGUGAGAGGAGGAAGUUCUUUAUUGAUCAGUGUUGACAAUGGUUUUGAGAAAAAAAAACUAAAACACAUCUAUGCUCCAAAACCUGUCGUUUUUGAAUGUUUAUUUUUUAUGUUUUAAAUAAAGUUUUGCCCAGUGCUUCGUAAAAAAGAAAAU